Magallana angulata is the source of this 2473-nucleotide messenger RNA. RefSeq lists its product as uncharacterized. NCBI's taxonomy places the organism in Eukaryota, Metazoa, Mollusca, Bivalvia, Ostreida, Ostreidae. Bases 386 to 1813 code for a protein of 475 amino acids. The record is from RefSeq and is a predicted model, not a curated record. The transcript is spliced from 9 exons.
GUUUGACGUCGGCUGUAUUUUUAAACCGAAAGUCGAAUUAGCUACCGCGUACGUUUCUAGUUCCUAGUCAGGUAAAACGAAACAGCGGAGAAUCCGUUUUACAUAUACAUGUAUACACAUAGUCAUAAACAAUGCUGGGUUUUCCAGAUAUUUAAAAAUUUCGACAUACUUUAGGCUAAUUAGUUUAUAAUCUUUUCUUCUUUAUCCAAACUGAACCGAGAAUGGUACCUGCACAGUAGUACAAGAUGUUGAGGGCUAAAAUUGAAAGAUGCACUUGGAUUGGGAUCAGCUUGGACGAUAAAACCGAGUUUUGUAUAAAAAAGGAUUUGCGGGUCGUUUUACAUUUAAAAACUUAAGGAGUUAAGCUAAAAAAAAAAAAGCAGAGAUGUGUCCAGCCGUGAACUACAACGUAUCCAAGCUCUUUGACCGGAUUAGUUUAAGGAUUUUGACUUUCUUAGCUGUUCUGUUGAUGUACAAUAUUGGGUUUGUUAUGAAUAUAUGCCAGCCUCCCACGAAAGAUUUCCUCCAUUUUACAAAGAACAUAACUGAUCUAGACCAUGUCAGAGCUAGACAGUUUGUGUACUUGGACUGCUGUGCUUCCGGUUACGAUACCAUCACAUGGUACUUUAAGAAUAAUAACACAAAGUACUCGUUGAAGGAAUUUCCUUUCUUGUAUCAGGAAUGCGAACACAAUGACGAAUGUCCAACUUUGUUCUCAGAAAACCAGACUCUGCUGAUUCUGAAGGCUACUGUCGGCUACGAUAACGGCUCCUAUAUAUGUGUUGCCCAUAACUCCAGCACUGGACAGAAUAUUUCCCACUUGGAGGACCUAUUAGUCAGUGAUUGUGUUGAACGGCCUAAGCCUGAACCAAUUCCUCCCAGUGACGUCAUCACGAACAUUGGACAGAAUGCCACGUUCCACUGCGCUGCCGACUUUGGCUGUAAGUCCUUUUACACACGAGAUGUCAGUUGGUACAUUGGCAUCGUGGAAGUCCAGGAUGUUAGUACACGGUACAUCGUGACUAAAGAAAAUAGAGAUUACAAUCCUGUAGUGCAAGCCAAUCUGACAGUUUUGAAUGUUCAGCAGUCGGAUUUUGAUGUCACGUUCUCCUGUUGGGUUUCCUCUGAUUCUGACAUAGAUACACCAAAGUUUUCUGUAAAACUCAGACAAGAAGUGAUUAAUGUGAUGAACAUCAAAGUGAUCCUGAUCAUUUUACCAUGUGUGGUUUUUAUCCUGUUUAUUGCGGGUACUACAAAAGCGGUGCAUUCUGUAUAUGGUCCACACGUAAACUUCUAUUGUAAAUCUCGCGGCCUCUUAGGAGGUUUGCCUAAAAUGAGUAAUAAUCAUCGGUACCAUGCCCUUGUGGUCCAUGAUGAUAGUAGGAAUGAGGACAACGACAUUGCAGACCACAUCACAAGUACACUGGAGAGAGAGGGAUACAAGAUUUGUAACCGGAUAGAGGGUUUUGGUAGAGGAGUGUUCUCCCAUUUUGGCGGGUACCUUGAACAGUCAGCCUCCGUAAUCAUCCUCGACAUGGAGAGCGACUCUGACGACUCCAACACAUUCAGAGUGUUCAUUGAAUCUAGUCUCAGAAACAUGGCCGACUCACUGGUAGGGUUCACCGUCAUCCAGAGAAAGGGGAUUGAGAAUUCAAUGAUGGACUCGGUGGAAUACAAAGGUCUUAAACGACUUCAAUGGCCGGGGUCCGAGAGCUCAGAUCGACGACGACAGAAGUUUUAUAAACAGCUUCAGCUGCGGCUACCAAAACCUGUGAAACUUGAUGAAAGGACUCCUUUGCUACAAAACGUGUAGAGUGCUGGGAUUUAGUUACUUGACUGCUCAUUUUUAGCAAUUUUAUUUAUAUUUUAGCUAAAGUAUGGUUGUCAAAGCGUCUCCCAUUGCCUCGGGUGAUACUUGCCUAAAUUUAUAUCAAGUGUGAAUGAACUACAUGUAUUUUGAAAUCAUAUCAUGGAAUUGUCUCAAAGGCGCUUUACAACAACUGUGAAUAGUCAGAAAUAUGAUUCCAUUACCGAAGUUAUCUAGUCCUUCUUGCUGCAACAUUUCACCAUUGCUCACCUGAUGUCAUAAAAGAAAACAAGAAAUAAAUCAAUUAAUCUAUUCAAUAAUGUAUAAAAAAAGGUACAUCGUAUCUUCAAGUUUUCUAUUUCAGAUAUACAUUGAUUUUAAGAUUAUGCGUAUGAUAUUUAUUUAAUUUAUUUAAUGAAUGAUAAAUUUUGAUUAGAUUUAUUCAAGAAAUGAGAUUAAAAAAUGUAACAAUAUAUACGGGGCGUAUAGAACUGAGCAACAAUUUAUGUGUAAAAUACUUUUAUAGGCACAUAAAAACGAGUGUUAUAUUAAAUAUGGAUUAAUUUUUACUUGUCGUUCAACAAUAAAAAAUACAAGCUAGAUAUGAAAUUAAAUUCCUUGAAACAUUUUGUUGACCACCAAACUCCUUAAAGCUACAGAAUCACA